Calidris pugnax (ruff) is the source of this 2623-nucleotide messenger RNA. RefSeq names its product mitochondrial ribosomal protein L39 (gene MRPL39). Bases 1 to 1470 code for a protein of 489 amino acids. The transcript is spliced from 10 exons. NCBI's taxonomy places the organism in Eukaryota, Metazoa, Chordata, Aves, Charadriiformes, Scolopacidae. Gene Ontology annotation, cellular component: mitochondrion. The record is from RefSeq and is a predicted model, not a curated record. Gene Ontology annotation, molecular function: RNA binding; nucleotide binding.
AUGUCGCGGGUGGGAAGGGAGCGGGGUGAGGAUGAGGAUGAGGAUGAGGAUGAGGAUGAGGAUGAGGCGGGCGCUGCCUGGAGCCGCAGUGACUCCUUGUGCCUCUAUGCGGCUGGGCUGGAGAAAGCGGGUCUGGCCGUGUGGGGCGGCGCUGGCCCCUGGCCCGCCGGGCUGAGGAGGCCGCUGUGGGUGCGGGCGGGCGGGCGCCUGUCUGAGGGAAGGGGCCCGGAGGCCUUUGCAGCCGGAGAAGGUCACGAAGCUUUCGUGGCUGAGUUUUCUGUGGUGGCUUCACACAGGAGCAGCAGGGAGCGAGAACCGGGGCGGGCAGCCAGAGCUUCGGGAGCGGUCACCUCAUGCACACUGAGACAGAGCCGUGGAUCGGCAGUGCAGGGGCAUGGCCUCUGUCACAGGUGUAGAUGGUGUAGAAACCCUCAUAAAGAGGAUGUAAAAACUCCUUGUUGCUUAUUUCUUUCACCAGGGUUCAUCUCCACGCCCGCUGUUCCUCGGCUGACGCCAGAGGAGGUGAUCCGGAUGCGUAACGAGCUCUUCACCAAAGAGAAAGAGCGGCAGUUGUCUCUCCAUCCCCGAAUUGAGAAAAUCGAAGUAAAAUACACGGGGAAGUCUCACCCUGGCACUGUGUUUGUCAUGAACAAAGCUUUGUCUACUCCCUACAACUGCGCCAUGCACUUAAGUGAAUGGCACUGCAAGAAAUCUGUUCUAGCUCUUGUGGAUGGUGAAGUCUGGGAUAUGUAUAGACCCUUGACCAAAUCAUGUGAAAUUCGGUUCCUUACUUUCAAAGAUGAAGAUCCGGAGGAAGUAAACAAGGCCUAUUGGCGUUCCUGUGCCAUGAUCAUGGCGUGUGUGUUAAAACGAGCAUUCAAAGAUGAGUACUCAGUGAAUCUGAUUAAAGCUCCAGAAGUGCCAGUGAUCUCUGGAGCUUUCUGCUAUGAUGUAAUUUUGGACAACAGACUGAAUGACUGGAAACCAACAAACGACGACUUCCGUUCUCUUACAAGGGAUGCUGGAAAGCUAAUUCAUAAAGACCUGCCCUUUGAAACACUACAUGUUGAAGCAAAAGUAGCACGUGAAAUGUUUCAACAUAACAGAUACAAAAUGGAGAUGAUAGAACGAAAAGCUUCUCAGAAUGUGGAAGGAAUUGUAACGUUACAUAGGUUUGGUGACUUUGUAGAUGUUAGUGAAGGCCCUCAUAUUCCAAGGACAAGUUUCUGUUUCCAGUAUGAGAUAACAGCAGCCCAUAAUCUUCAGACGAACCAAUCUGAAUUGAUAAGGAGGUUCCAGGGUGUGUCCCUGCCAGUCCAUUUGAAGGCUCACCACACUGUGUGGCACAAGCUGCUGGAAAGAUCAAAGAGGCUGGGCACUGAAGGGAAGUAUUUGGAAGCAGCAGCAGAAGAAGGAAGCAGUCAUGAGGCAAAAGAUGUCACUGAAGAAGGAAAAACUGCAUCAGUUUAAGCUCCAAAUGUACAUAAUAAAAUGUGUAUUUUUACAUGACUUAUUUGUGCUGCAUAUAAAAAUGUCUCGGCUAAUUAAUUUGAAAUCUGUGGACCUAAAUCAUGAUAGAUAAAAAGCUGUUACCAGACAUGUCAGUCCAUUUAUAAAAUUUCACUUUUAAAGAAAAAGAGAGCAGGAGAGGGGAGAAGAUAAUGUUUUGUUUGGUGUAACUCAUCUUGUAAGUUACCUUAUCUUGACAACAAUUGUAUGUAUCCAUAUGUUGUCCUCUGUGGUUAGUGCAAUUUGGCCUAAAGACUGUAGUUGAAUUGGCAGCUGGAAAGGCCAUCCCCUUUAUCUUGAUAUAAUAUCAAGACCCUUUGUUUGGUCUUCCAUGAAGAAAGUAUUUCUUUCUAAUUUCUGACCUGAUGCGUUUUGCUUCUUGCUGGAACUUCUGGUGAAAUUCCGCUGAGUUCUUUUCCUAGUGCAAUAAAAAGCUGAGACAAAUAGUAUCUUAAAAAAAACCCAAAAAACUCAUAAAGGGUUGCAAAAGAUUAUUAUUUUACUCAUUUUGUUUUCCUGUCAGAAUUGAAAUUGGAUAAUCCAUUGUGUUUCUGGUUCAAAAGACUCCAUUCAGUGGACAACUGUGUAAUUGCUUUACUAAUACAAAAAUAACAGAAUGUAAAAGCUGAAAAGUUCUUUGAGUUUAACAUUUUCUGCAGUUAAACAUAAUUUUCCAGAAUAGUACCAGGAAUAUGGUCUGUUACUUGCAUCCCCAGUGUAGUAAGAUUUAUUAUGCAUUUUCAUUCUUUGAUAUUUAAAUAUGGUGACUUCAAUUAAAUUUCACAAGGGGCUUUUGUUAGAUGAUGUUUUCUGACAUUUUGAAUUUUCAUCCCUAGCUCAUUAGAGCUGUUCUCAUUAUACCAGAAGAGAUUUUUGUUACUUUUUGAAGUGCAAAUAUUUUCUCUGAAUUUUAUCCCAAUUACUAUUUUUACCAUAACUGCUUCACUUGCUUUCUAACUAAUUGACACCAUAGUUCUGUAAGAGCAGGGUAGCAGUUCAGUAAAAUCUGUUUAGGUAAGGAAGCCUUUCCUGGCUUAAUCGAACUAAAUGCUGAAUGUGUCAAAGCACAGAAGAACAACUGCAACUGGUAAAAGUGACUUCUGGUGAAAUUGCA